Messenger RNA from Penicillium robsamsonii, 267 nucleotides. RefSeq lists its product as uncharacterized. The record is from RefSeq and is a predicted model, not a curated record. Lineage: Eukaryota; Fungi; Ascomycota; Eurotiomycetes; Eurotiales; Aspergillaceae. The coding region runs from base 1 to 267 and encodes 88 amino acids. The transcript has 2 exons.
AUGGUCACCGCACAAAAGGAGGACCAGACCUUUACCAAAUUCCAGUUUUAUGCCGUCAAGCAUUGGGGCGGAGCGCAAUGUGGACAAACACCGCGAUACGCGCCGCCUGCUAUCUCAUGGUCUCUGUUUGAAAUCUCUCAAGGAGCAGGUAAAUCAGUAACUGCACUCUUCUCCCGCGAAGGGGUGACAGUCAUGCCUCUGACUCUCCCCGCCGACAACACUUUCGUCAAUAAUUAUUGGCUUCUUGGCCCUACCCAGAAGUCCUAA